Messenger RNA from Solanum lycopersicum (tomato), 969 nucleotides. The record is from RefSeq and is a predicted model, not a curated record. NCBI's taxonomy places the organism in Eukaryota, Viridiplantae, Streptophyta, Magnoliopsida, Solanales, Solanaceae.
AUGCCGACCGGGAAGUUAGCUAAAUGGCAAAUGUUGUUGAGUGAGUUCGAUAUCUUGUAUGUGACUCAGAAGGCAAUAAAGGCACAAGCUUUGGCUGAUCAUCUCGCGGAAAACCCCGUUGACGAAGAAUAUGAACCACUUAAGACGUAUUUUCACGAUGUGGAGGUGUCAUUUGUGGGUGAAGAUAUCUCUGAACCUUAUCCAGGUUGGAGAUUAUUCUUUGACGGAGUGGCGAAUCACCAGGGUAAAGGUGUUGGAGCAGUCCUGGUAUCAGAAUCUGGUCAGCACUAUCCUAUGGCGGCUAAACUACGAUUCAACUGCACAAACAACAUGGCUGAGUAUGAAGCUUGCAUUCUCGGUUUGAAAAUGGCCGUUGACAUGAAUGUUUACGAGUUACUGGUUAUCGGAGAUUCAGACCUCUUGAUUCAUCAGGUUCAAGGAGAAUGGGCUGCGAAGAACCCAAAAAUUGUACCUUACGUACAGUACGUCCAAAAUCUGUGCAAAAGGUUCCGCGGGAUUGAGUUCAAACAUACUCCCAGAAUACAGAAUGAACUAGCUGAUGCUCUCGCAACCAUCGCUUCAAUGAUCAAACAUCCAGAUACUGAUUACAUCGACCCGUUGGAUAUAGACUUGAGGGAACAUCCAAGGUACCUGGAGUCUGGGACAUAUCCAGAAGACGCCACAUCUAAUCAAAAGAAGUCGAUACGUCGUAUGGCUCUCAAUUUCUUUCUAAAUGGAGAAGUCUUGUAUAGGAGGACUCCAGAUUUGGGUCUUUUAAGAUGUGUAGAUGCUGCUGAAGCUGUGAGGCUUAUUGAACAGAUACAUGCUGGAGUUUGCGGUACACACAUGAAUGGGCUUACUUUAGCAAGAAAGGUUCUUCGAGCUGAAUCCAUCAUCACUGAUAACGGUGCAAAUCUCAAUAGUCAUCUGAUGAAAGAGAUAUGUGAACAAUUUAAGAUUAUUCACUGA